ACACACACACAUAUACACACUCGCAUAUUCACACACACACACGAGCACAGAGCAACACAUACCAAAUCUGUUCUCCACUGAGACAUCCUAACCCUCACAUCAAUGUCUUUCUGGUCUACUUAUUGACCCUUUGGCUUUUUGCGUCCUGACUGAUAAUGAAAACAAUAAGCUUGAAAACAAUAAGCUUGAAAACAGCUUUGCCUUGGCUGUAAAUAUAAAGGUAUUACAUUGCCCAAGUACUUCUUUCCUCAAUUCAGAAAUUGACUACCUAAAUACGCUCGAAAGGAAAGUAGGGUCAUUACGUUUAGAAUCAAGAAAGGCGUAAUAAUAAUACAAUAAUAGAUUAUCUGUAACUGUGUAACGAUGACCAAUAUACUUGAGAAGAUUUUUUUCUCUAGGGAAAAAGAAGAUAUAAGGAUUGAGACGACUUGUGGUUUAUUUAAUAGCCAAGGAGACAAUUUCUGGCAGAGGAGAUUUUGACACACUUUGAGCAUUCAAUUUGAAGGCUGCAUUUCCACUUGUAUAUGGUAUGUCUUACUAUUUUACAUCUGUGAUACUAAUUGUAGACAACUUCAAUAAACGAUAUUCCGUCCAGCUUUACAGCCACUCAGGUGUUUUGGUAUUGUUGUUCUUUUGGUUCAAAUAGGUGUUUGUAGUUGUAGUUUGUUGCUUUUUUUUUGCACCCCUGCCCCCUGCACAAACACAAAAAGUCACUAACCCCGUGUUUAGAAAGAGCGGGAUACAACGUCUCAUUAUUCAAACAGAGAUACUCGAUAAUAAAAAAAAACAAGCAAAAACAAGGAAUACAACAACAAGAACCAAGCGGUAAUCUCAUUUAUUUUACCCAACCUCUUCACCACGGAAGCCUGUUAAAUAAGAGGCUUACCACUAUCUUGCAUUCUGUGGAUCACAGCUGAAUAAGUAAUUAUUUUUAGAUCGUUCAAUAUACUCAAAACUUGGAAGUAGAAAUAACAGGAAAUGACGUGGACAAGAAAUGUUUUGUCAUACACAAAAUUGUCUUGAAUGCUGCCAACUUUAAGACUGGAACAGAAUUGGAAAUCAAGACACAAACAAAUCUAGAUUUAAAAGCCAACGCAAAAAUGACAGGGAAAAAUAUUAAACAGAGAGUGAACAAUUCUGUGUCACGCUUCAAGAGCGAUGUAUAUCAGGAAAGGAGCCGCCGAGGGUCAAGAGGACUCAGUCACGGGACAAGACACCAAGCAACGAUCUAGAAUGGAGACCAUCCCACGCAAACACGGGUCUCAUGGUAGUGCCCGCUUUUGACGUGGAGUACUGUCGGCCCUGGGACAAAUGCGUGGACACAAGUGACCUUGAGUUUGACCCCUUUGACCCCAACAUCCGCUACACGCGCAAAGACUCGAACGUGAAGCCCAUGUACAUUCCCAGCCAGCUCAAAGACGAGGUAGAGCAGCUAGCGGACGAUGUCUGGGUAAAGAAAGCCUCAUUUUCAGACUACAACCGUUCCGGGCACCACAACUCGUUUCUGUGAAAGGCGGGAAAUGUAAAAAGUAUUUGGAUUUUCCCCCUCCCUCCCCUUACCUCAGAAAAAACGUCUCUGGCAUAAUAUAAAGUUGCCAAACUAGUGUCGAUAGUGUAGUACAAUAUCUACUUAAUAC
Aplysia californica (California sea hare) is the source of this 1637-nucleotide messenger RNA. RefSeq lists its product as uncharacterized. Lineage: Eukaryota; Metazoa; Mollusca; Gastropoda; Aplysiida; Aplysiidae. The record is from RefSeq and is a predicted model, not a curated record.